UUUAAACCCGGACAAGAUGGCGGAAAGGGACGCGGCGCGGCGCGCGGGUCCGGCCCGCCAACAGCUCUACCCGGCAGGUAAGCAUUAUGAAGAAGAAGAAGAGGAUGCCCUGCCAGACUCAGAUGCCCUGCCAGACUCAGAUGAUGAGGUGGAGUUGGAUAAGCCGUGUCCCAUACAGAUUGUUCUUGCUCAUGAAGAUGACCAUAACUUUGAAUUGGAUGAAAAAGCGUUGGAAAAAAUCUUGCUUCAGGAACACAUCAAAGAUCUUAACAUAGUAGUUGUGUCUGUAGCAGGAGCUUUCCGCAAAGGAAAAUCUUUUCUGCUGGACUUCAUGCUUAGAUAUAUGUAUAACAGGACUUCUUCUUGUUGGAUAGGUGGAAAUAAUGAGCCAUUGACUGGGUUUACAUGGAGAGGUGGAUGUGAACGGGAAACCACUGGCAUUCAGAUUUGGAGUGAAGUGUUUGUAAUUGAUAAACCAAAUGGAACAAAGGUUGCUGUACUACUCAUGGAUACCCAAGGUGCCUUUGAUAGCCAAUCCACUAUCAAAGACUGUGCAACGGUUUUUGCUUUGAGCACCAUGACAAGUUCUGUCCAGGUGUACAACUUGUCCCAGAAUAUUCAGGAAGAUGACCUUCAACAUUUGCAGUUGUUCACAGAAUAUGGAAGACUAGCUAUGGAAGAAAUUUACCAAAAGCCGUUUCAGACGCUGAUGUUCUUAAUUAGAGAUUGGAGUUAUCCUUAUGAACAUCCUUAUGGAUUGGAAGGAGGAAAAAAGUUUCUGGAGAAAAGAUUGCAGGUAAAGCAAAACCAACAUGAAGAGCUACAGAAUGUAAGGAAGCAUAUUCACUCCUGUUUCAGUAAUCUUGGGUGUUUCCUGUUGCCCCACCCUGGUCUUAAAGUUGCAACAAAUCCAAAUUUUGAUGGGAGAUUGAAUGAUAUAGAUGAGGAUUUUAAGAAGGAACUGCGGAAUUUGAUACCAUUACUCCUUGCCCCUGAAAACUUGGUAGAAAAAGAGAUUAGUGGAUCCAAGGUGACCUGUAGAGAUCUUGUAGAAUACUUCAAGGCUUAUAUUAAAAUCUAUCAAGGAGAGGAACUACCUCAUCCGAAAUCUAUGCUUCAGGCAACAGCUGAGGCAAACAAUCUUGCUGCUGUGGCAGGAGCAAAAGACUUGUACAGCAAAGGCAUGGAGCAGGUUUGUGGGGGAGAUAAGCCUUACAUUGCCCCAUCGGACCUUGAGCGGAAGCACCAGGAUUUCAGAGAGACAGCUGUCAGGCAGUUCCGCUCGGUGAAGAAGAUGGGAGGGGAGGAGUUCUGCCGGCGCUACCAGGAACAGCUUGAAGUGGAAAUUGACGAGAUCUAUGCAAACUUUGUGAAGCACAAUGAUGGAAAAAACAUCUUUUAUGCUGCUCGUACCCCUGCCACACUAUUUGCAGUCAUGCUUGCCAUGUAUAUAAUCUCAGGACUGACUGGGUUCCUUGGUAUGAACUGCAUAGCCACCCUCUGUAAUCUCGUGCUGGGGAUGGCUCUCAUAGCAUUUUGUACUUGGGCAUACGUUAAAUACUCUGGGGAAUUCAGAGAUGUUGGAACAGCCAUUGAUCAGAUCGCUGAAGUUAUAUGGGAACAGGUGUUGAAGCCCAUGAGUGAUUAUUUGAUGGAGGAUCAUUUGAGGCAGUCUGUAAAAAACUCUAUCAAAGCAGGCCUGACCGAGCAGGUGUCUCACCAUGCCAGACUAAAGACAGACUGACAGUUCAUCUUCUCUUCAACUCUGCCCUCUCCUAGACGUGCUUGCUGUACCAUGAGAACUCAAUAACAAUAAUAAUAAUAAAAAAAAAUAAAAAUAAACCAAAGUUUACAAUCAACUGUAGAAGUAGUUUAGUGUGACUGGCUUCACAGAUUGCUGCCAUCACCUGGGAAGAGUAAGUUUGUCAGUGCUCUGCUUCUAAGACAAGCUGGUGCCAUGGAGAGCACUGGGGCUGGGAGGGAGGGUGUCUCUUUUAUCUAUAGUCCUGGUGAACCGUGGGGGUGGGGGCACAGGGGAGGGAUCUUCCCCCAGCCCCAGAGUCAGUGCAGUCUCUGUCUCACAGCAGGAGGGACUCUCUCCUCUGCAGGCAGCAAUUUCAGGGAAGUACAAUGAGCAGACCCAUGCGAGGUGUACCCAGCUCCACUGCAGCCCCUCGCCACCUCUGACAAGUGUUUCUGUGCAUCAAGUUGGUGAAGCCAUUAGAGCCACCACAUGACAAUAUGUAUCUUGCUUUAUUGCCUUUUAUACCAGUGUUACACAAAUGCAUGUAUUGGUUCCUCACGCCGCCGCCAGCAGAACUGACGUGUGAGGGAGGCAGUGGGUCGGAGCAUAUGGUGUCUUGCCUUGAACUCGCAGACCUGGUCCCGAGGGAGGUGCAUAUCAGAACCGAGCUGUCUGUUUCUGCAGUUUAGCCUUCAUGUAUAUAAUAUUGCCAUUAAUUCUACUGGGGGAGAAAUUCCAUCCAAAAAUGUUGCCUACAGCUACCAAGCAAUGAGUUAGGAUUGUCUGUACAGUGUGUUUAGUUUUUAUUUUUUAAGAAAUCACAGAUAGGGCAUGUAUAUGAAAUAUAAAUAUAUAAAUACGAUUUUGUAUCAAAGUUUUGUAGUUUAUGGCAAAACCUGGUUCUGUGGUAGCUAAGUGCAGUCCCUGUAAAGGAAUGUUUGUGGCUCAUGUAAAUGUGUGAAUGCAUCAACAAUUUGAAGUUUUUUUGAUAUAUUUGUGAUAUUUACCUGCCUUGAGCACUGCAGUCUCUCACCCCCUUGGGAAAAUCAGUGGGAAUGUUUGUUGUGAAACUCUUGUCUUCUGUUGCAUUUUAAAGUUAUUUCCUGUAAUUUAUUUUCAGUACAUGAUUAAAAUCAGUUGUGUAUAUAUGAAAUGAAAUCCGUGUUUAUUUUUAAAAGAUGUUUGAGUAUGUAUUCUACUACAUAAACUAUGUCAAAUACUUAUCCUGA
Molecule: messenger RNA, 2973 nt
Organism: Calypte anna (Anna's hummingbird)
Lineage: Eukaryota; Metazoa; Chordata; Aves; Apodiformes; Trochilidae
Gene: ATL2
Product: atlastin GTPase 2
Exons: 13
Coding region: 17-1744 (575 amino acids)
Biological process (GO): protein homooligomerization; endoplasmic reticulum organization
Molecular function (GO): GTPase activity; GTP binding
Source: RefSeq, a predicted model, not a curated record